Messenger RNA from Nakaseomyces glabratus, 807 nucleotides. RefSeq names its product oxidoreductase (gene ORA1). Gene Ontology annotation, cellular component: cytosol. NCBI's taxonomy places the organism in Eukaryota, Fungi, Ascomycota, Saccharomycetes, Saccharomycetales, Saccharomycetaceae. Gene Ontology annotation, molecular function: oxidoreductase activity. The record is from RefSeq and is a predicted model, not a curated record.
AUGUCUCAAGGAAGAAAAGCUGCUGAGAGGUUACAAGGGAAGAUUGCCUUUAUUACGGGUGCCUCUGCGGGCAUCGGUAAAGCUACAGCCAUUGAGUAUUUGGAUGCUUCCAAUGGUAGUGUGAAGCUAGUUCUUGGUGCACGUAGAAUGGAGAAAUUGGAGGAGUUGAAGAAGGAAUUGCUGGCUCAAUAUCCUGAUGCAAAGAUUCAUAUAGGUAAACUGGAUGUUACAGACUUUGAAAACGUCAAGCAGUUUUUGGCUGACUUGCCAGAAGAGUUCAAGGACAUCGACAUCCUGAUCAAUAACGCUGGUAAAGCGUUGGGGUCUGACAAAGUUGGAGACAUUGACCCUGAGGAUAUCGCAGGAAUGGUUAACACCAACGUCCUUGCAUUGAUCAAUUUAACACAAUUGUUGUUGCCAUUAUUCAAGAAGAAGAACAGUGGUGAUAUCGUCAACUUGGGAUCGAUUGCUGGUAGAGACGCAUACCCAACGGGUGCUAUAUACUGUGCAACAAAACAUGCUGUCAGGGCAUUCACACAAUCCUUAAGGAAGGAAUUGAUCAACACCGACAUUAGAGUAAUUGAAAUUGCUCCUGGUAUGGUCGAAACCGAGUUUUCUGUGGUCAGGUACAAAGGUGACAAGUCCAAAGCAGACGACGUCUACAGAGGUACAACACCACUAUAUGCCGAUGAUAUCGCGGAUUUGAUUGUGUACUCUACCAGCAGAAAGCCAAACAUGGUGGUAGCAGAUGUCCUGGUCUUCCCAACACACCAGGCAUCGGCUUCGCACAUCUACAGGGGCGACUAA